Messenger RNA from Neodiprion fabricii, 3351 nucleotides. RefSeq lists its product as uncharacterized. The record is from RefSeq and is a predicted model, not a curated record. Lineage: Eukaryota; Metazoa; Arthropoda; Insecta; Hymenoptera; Diprionidae. The coding region runs from base 60 to 1076 and encodes 338 amino acids. The transcript has 3 exons.
AUCUCGUCAGUCGUUAUUUCUAAGCCGUAUGUUGCACGUCGGAUCCGGUCGGCGCAGCCAUGGCAGUUUUAACUCUACUAUAUUUUGGAAUUUUGUUGAUUAUGCAAGGUACACUAGGAAUACCGUGGAGUGCUAAACCUGCAGCAAGGUACGCGGGAUACGAUUUGGAACGAGGACCGGUACUGUACGAAGCUUAUUACCCCGAGGAACAAGAGGUCGAAAGUCAACCGGCGAAUACGUAUCAAGAAAAGAGAUAUUUCGAUCGCCCAAUUGUGCCCGAAAUAUCUUAUCAGAUACCAUCCGACCCGUACGAACUUCCGUAUCGCUCUGAGGUGGCACCAAACCGCGAUGAAUAUUACCAGCCAAAUUCUGCACAUUUUUCUGCCUUUUCCGGAACUAGACCUCAAACCGUACAGAGGAACAAUGACGAGCAACGCGUAGAAGAGUAUUUCCUUGGUGGGCAGCCGGUGAACGGAUUUCCGGUAAGAAAGAAUUUGGAAUUCCCGAUCGCCAACGAUUAUUCGUUCAGAGAGUCUCAGCAAACUCGUAAUUAUAUCAACCGAGAUCGGGAAGCGUCUCCGAUUGGCGAACAAAAUGAAAUGGAUAUCGAAGACGAGGUUCAACGUAUAGUGCCGAUUGAUGAUGAAUUCAUUUUUGGGGAGCGACCGGUACAGAAAGUACCGGACUUCACGGAGUCGUUUAGGAAUCCGAAUGAAAACAAAGUAUUCAAUGCUCAGAGGGUUGACUCUGAUCUAAACGAUCGAGAACAAAUUCAACCACUGCCGAUGGAAAAUAUUUUUGAACCACGACCGCAGAUAAUCAACUAUGUGUUUUCUACGCCGGAAAAAACGAAUGUUUUGAAACCAGUUCUCGACAUUACACCGGAAUUCGAAGACAAUGAUUGGCCAAGAAAUUAUGGCGAUAAUUUGAUUCAAGAUGAAAUAAAAAGGGCGGAUGAAAAAGAGUUGAAGCAACAAGAAGGCAAGAUUGAUUCCAUAGAAGUUAGUCAAGUACCGCAUCACAAAAUACGGCACCACCACGGAGAACGGCCCAAACGAAAUUACGUGCACCAGUAGGCAAUAAUGUCUGUUAAUCGUGAAAACUUAAGCAAUCGAGUAACAAAUACUGAUAAAAAGUGCAAAUAAAAUCAGACGGUGUACCAUAACUGUGUUAAAAUAUUUAUACUUAUCUAACCAGUUACAUUUCCUUCAAGUUCCAAGGAACUCGUCUGCCUCCUCUCCGGUCGGGGAAAGUAGCACGUGUGAGUUAUUGUCAAGUACGAGCACUGAAUGCGCAGGUCCUUUUGAACAGAUCAACUUUUAUUAAUCUUGUAUAAUAGGAUGGCAUUGCUAUGACAAUAUAUAACAACUAUUAAUUUUUAUUCUAUUUAUACACUAACAAUAAAGACUUUCUAUUACUAGAUAUUUAUACACAUGAAUUAAUAAAGAGUUAUGCACACGUCGAAAUAUUUCUCAAAAUCACUUUCCUACACAUAUAGAAUACAUAGAACAUGUGUAUCGCGCAGAAUGACUGAUACAUAGUUGUUUCGAAAAAUUUUGAUGACAUUUCUAAUUGUAACAUUUUUUCGUUUGAAAUUCAUGAUAUCACCGGUUGGCUGAGGUAUUAAUAAUUUGUAGAAAAAUGAAAGUUUCAAUAUGUUUCACAUAUUUAUAGCAUUUAAUAAUACAUCUUGAAUGAAAUAGAUCAGCCCGCAUUAUUGUCAUUGCUUUUAAAUUUUUAUUCCCUUUUUAAUUCGUAUUAAAUAUAUAAGUAGUGAAUCUAAAAAUUUGUCACUAGUAUCUGUUGGAAUUUACGUUAAUAUUGAGCAGUUUCGCGAGUUCAACUGGAUUGGUAAAUAACAAGUGUAUGCAAACAGAAGGCGUAAUGGAAAGAGUGAGUUUUUAAUGAUUUGACAGCAAUUGCUUAUGAGAUUCCUUUUUCACAUUUUCAAAAUAUGCGAGUUAGAAGGAGUAAAUCACAAUGACUUUACAAGUUACCUACUCUAUUGGAACACAACUUCUUUUGGUGAAUAGUCUCAGUUUGCUAAGUCUAGUUUUAUCUUUAAUUUCAUCAGAUGAAAUAGUACAUCUUCAAACAGAAGAAUUAUAUUCUUGGGUACAAAAUGUAUUCACUUUUGCGACAAGUCAAUGUUAAUAAACGAUCAUACGCUUACAUUGUUAUUGGAAUUUUCAUUCUAUAGAGAAAAUAGAAGCCAUGACCUGUGCGAUCACUCACUUCUCACUAUGUUUUAGCUACUUAUUUAUUUAUUUUUAGGCAUACCGAUUCAUGCUUAAGGUUUCGAAUACUGGAAAAUAUAUUCAUUAGGGCCAAACUUCUCGUAAUCCGUAAACACCAAACACACUGUACUGCACUGAGCUAAUCUAAAAAUGUUUUCAAAUCAUUGCGUUUUGUCAACAUAAGUACGGUCUGAGAAUCUCAAAAAGAGCGAGUCGAUUUUUAAGAAUAAACGGUUUACACAUCAAAACAGAAAUAUAGUUACGCUGUCAUCAGAUGUGUCAAUCCCACUUUUGAAUUUAUUUAACGUAGCUAUGAGUAGAGAUAUGCGAUUUUACAAUCUUUAAAAUCGAAGGAAACCAAAGUAAGGGAAUACUUGACCACGUAUGACGUGUAGAACCACUAUUUGCUACUAUUAUUUUUGUAAUUAUUACACUUUGAAAUACGUGUUGAUAGACAUACACGUACGUACUCGUAAAUUUGCAUUAAAGUUAUUUUUCACAAACAUAAUACUUGGAACAAAUAUAGAUUCCUAGGUUUCUCUGAUGGAGCAGUCGUCACCUUCCGAAGUCUUCAUGGACAGCAAAUACAUCGCUAGAGCACCUAUGUCACGAUCCACGUGACUUAUACAAUUAUUUACCUGAUUUCUCACUUCAACUUAUCACAAUACAUAAAUUUUGUUUUGUUUUCAAUCUUAUUGCGAAAAUUAUCAAUCCCUAAAUAAUGAAAUACUGAUGAGACUUCGCUUUCAAAGUAAUUCAAUCAAACCUUGUGCUACAUAAUUGAAUAUCUAUGCCCUGUUUUGCUGAAGCUAAGUUAAUUUUAUAUACUAGUACGUACAUACAUUCCAUGGCUACUACAUGGAACACAACUUUUUUAGAUUUGAAAUACCAUGAUUAUUUGCUAACGUACAUCUAUUAUUGCAGACAUAGACGCAAGAUUCAAUUACCUAUGGUUACGUUAUAUUAGCUUAGCACUCCCACAGGCUCAGACACGGACUUCUGUACAUGAGUGUUCUUUGAUGAUCUACCACUUCAUGUAUUGCUGUAUGAAUUAUUAGUACGAUUUUCUAGAAGUGAUACUAAUCAUUUCAGAAUAGUAACAUUCUCGGAAAUU